This is a messenger RNA of Perca fluviatilis (European perch), 1616 nucleotides long. RefSeq names its product ribonuclease inhibitor-like. The record is from RefSeq and is a predicted model, not a curated record. Gene Ontology annotation, molecular function: protein binding. Lineage: Eukaryota; Metazoa; Chordata; Actinopteri; Perciformes; Percidae. The transcript has 2 exons. The coding region runs from base 16 to 402 and encodes 128 amino acids.
UGUAUAAAUUAUUAAAUGGACUGUCUGAAUAUCGUUUUUAGGUUGAGUGGCUGUAAUCUGUCAGAGAGAAGCUGUGAAGCUCUGUCCUCAGUUCUCAGUUCCCAGUCCUCUAGUCUGAGAGAGAUUGACCUGAGUAACAACGAGCUGCAGGAUUCAGGAGUGAGGCUGAUCUCUGAUGGACUGAGGAGUCCACACUGUACACUGGAGACUCUCAGUAUGUCAGGCUGUCUGAUCACAGAGGAAGGCUGUUCUUCACUGGUCUCAGCUCUGAGCUCCAACCCCUCCCAUCUGAGAGAGCUGGACCUGAGCUACAAUCAUCCAGGAGACUCAGGAGUGAAGCUAUUGUCAGCGGGACUGAAGAAUCCUCUCUGGAGACUGGACACUCUCAGGUACAAUCACUGAUGAACCAAAAAGGAGAUAUUUGUGUAGGAAGUUUUAAAGGAGAACAUCUCUAAAAGAUCUAAAAUGAUAACUCCCUUUUGUUAAUAAUUUAUGUAGUUUGGAAACAUCUCUGUAUGUUAAAGGCACUGUCCGUGGUUUUAAGAAACAACCUGUUUUUCCCUCUUUCCCGGGAUCAAGUCAGUUUCAACUCGACAGAAAGGUCCAGCUAGAGGCUAGCUAGAGGUUUACAAUGUCAGUUGCCGGUGCUGCGUGGCUCAUGUGAUCGAUAAGAUAUGUACACUGACGUGUGGUCCAAUUAUUGUACAAAGUUCCUCUUGUGCUGAGAGAGUACCGACUUUAAAUUCAAAAAGUCCCUCAAAACGCUCUUUCCUAGUUCGAAUAUUAUGUGUGUGAGAGUGAUGUAAUGUUGAUGUUUCUCUACAGAGAAUGGUCCACUGUUGCACCAAAUGCUUGCUCUUGGGGGAAUUGUUGGGUCUCUGUAAAUGAUAGUGUUGCAGUGUAAUCCUGUUCGCACUAUGCAUACCUUUUUUUUCUAUGAGACACUCAUCUAAUAACAAUGUGUAAAUAAUCACCUAGUCUGUUCUGCUCUCUGCUAUGUUCAGUUAUAUUUUCCUCCUUAUUUAUACGUUAUUUCACCCACAAGCCAUCCACUAUCAAUCAGAAUAUUCAUUGUUAUGACUCGAUCUGUAGAUCAGAGGUGGGCCGUCAGGGCCAGCAAGGCUUUCUCUGCUGGCCAAGAGAUGAUUAUAUUUUUAUAAUUAAAGGCCUAUAUAUUCAUCUCUAAAAUAAAUAAAUAUAUAUUUAUCAAUUUCAUUUCAUAUAUUGCAUACGCAAGUUUGUUUAAAUUUUUAGAUGUAAAGUUAAUGAAAGAAAGGUGGAUGUACUUUUUCUUCACAUAAUGAGCAGCUUUUGGUAAGUUUAAUGGCUUUUGAGUGAAAUUAUUUCAUAGCUAUUACUGCUUGCUUUAGGCGUUAAAGAUUUGAGCAGUGUCAGUGGCCGAUGUGCCUUUGUGUGUUAAGCCCCCGCUGCUUGCCUGGAGUUUGUGGGGAGGCCUGUUGAUCGCGGAUUGUGUUAUUUGUGUUUUUGUUGCUUGAUGGUCACCGUAUGAGUAAAUAUGACCAGGGACCUGUUGCAUAAAAGUAGAAUUAAGAAAUCCAGGAUAACUGAAAAGGCGUAGCUUAACUUACUGUGAUCCACUCAUCGCGGCUUAAUUG